GGUAACAUACACCAUGUCUAAAUCUUGAAUGGCCUGAGCCUCUCGUCUUCAAACUAGUUCAUUUGGAGAUGGAUUUUUCCGCCUCUAUGUAUUUAAAAAAUCUUUUGACUCUCCUUUAUUAUUUUAAAUCCAAUCCUUCCUAGAAAUUCCCCAACCAUAUAAAGAGCCGUGACCCUCCAAUUUGCAGCAGGAAAAAUUGUUAAGGCCGUAUAGCGGCUCUCUGUAUCGAAGAGAAGGAACAGAGAGGGAGAGAGAAUGACCUCUAUCUCCUUCUCAAUGGCUUCUUCCUCAUCCCGCCUUAUCCUCUCCUCUUUCGUCGGGGACUGCCGCAUCCAAUCAUGCCCAUCUCUCUACUUUCGCUUCGGUUACAAACCAGGAACUCGAGACAUGUCAAUACAGUUAUCAAGAACAUUAUGUGGCGUAACUGAUUUUUUAUUCAAUAAAAGAAAAAGUAAUGGCUUUUCUUCCAAAAAUCUUAAGCGGUUAGGACCUGGAAAAGUGUCACCUCGCUUACCUGUUCCAGACCAUAUACCAAAACCUCCAUAUGUGAAGUCAAGGCAGCUACCAGGAAUCAAUGGUGGACCUGAAGUGCAUGAUGAAGAGGGAAUGAAAUGCAUGAGAGAAUCAGGCAAACUUGCAGCAAAAGUUUUGGAGUAUGCCGGAACAUUGGUCCAGCCAGGGACAACAACUGAUGAGAUCGACAAAGCCGUUCACCAAAUGAUUAUUGAUCGUGGUGCAUACCCCUCCCCUCUUGGCUAUGGUGGUUUUCCAAAGAGUGUCUGUACAUCUGUAAAUGAAUGUAUUUGUCAUGGAAUACCAGAUUCUCGUGCUCUUGAGGAUGGUGACAUAAUCAACAUUGAUGUUACGGUCUACCUGAAUGUAAGUUCUUAUACUUCACCCGUCCCUGCUCUGGGUUAUCAUGGCGAUACAUCUGCAACUUUCUUUUGUGGCAAUGUUGAAGAGGAAGCUAAGCAAUUGGUUGAGGUGACGAGGGAGUGUCUCUAUAAGGCAAUAUCAGUAUGUGGACCGGGUGUGGAAUUUAAGAAAAUUGGCCAGACAAUACAUGAUUAUGCAGAUAAGUUUCGUUUUGGUGUUGUGAGACAGUUUGUUGGCCAUGGUGUGGGACGGGUUUUUCAUUCUGAUCCUGUUAUUCUCCAUUACAGAAAUAAUGAUCGUGGACGAAUGGUGCUCGGUCAGACCUUCACAAUCGAACCAAUGCUGACAUUAGGUAGCAUUAAUCCCAUUAUGUGGAAUGAUAAUUGGACUGUUGUUACAGAAGACGGCAGCUUGUCUGCACAGUUUGAGCAUACAUUAUUGAUCACUGAGAAUGGGGCAGAAAUUUUAACUCAGUGUUAACCCUGUAUGUCAAUGGGAGUUGCAUUGAUUUUAUUCAUUCAAGAAAUUGAUUCUUCCUAUUCUUUAGCCAAGUUUUGUAUCAUAACUGUUCAUUAGCAUAAUGUAGCCUCAUACUGCUUACAUUUCCUUUUAAUAAAAUUCUCUUAUGGUUCUGCCAGGGAAUCAUGUUACUAAAAAUACAUGGUUCCUCUAAUAAAUAUGUUCACAUUUUC
Amborella trichopoda is the source of this 1568-nucleotide messenger RNA. RefSeq names its product methionine aminopeptidase 1D (gene MAP1D). NCBI's taxonomy places the organism in Eukaryota, Viridiplantae, Streptophyta, Magnoliopsida, Amborellales, Amborellaceae. The record is from RefSeq and is a predicted model, not a curated record. Gene Ontology annotation, cellular component: chloroplast. Gene Ontology annotation, molecular function: metalloaminopeptidase activity. Gene Ontology annotation, biological process: proteolysis.